AUGUUUGCCAUGUACUCAGGACGAAGUUUUUCGCAAAGUUCCAUCCCAUCGGGACCAGAUCCUCUGGAUCAACAAAACCAGGACGACGACAGAGGCCGGGGCAAUGACCAGGACCCUAAUCUCAAAUCGACGAUUCUGAAAAUGCUUGAGUCAGCGGCGACAACUUUUGCGUCAAUUGCUGUCCUAGGCAUUGCUGGGUUUUCAUACCACAAGUAUUACAAAUAUCUUAUCCUACAAAAGAUGGAAAACGCCUUUGAACCAGGUGAUCCGGCGCUUGAGGUUGCAGGGGUGGAGACUGGGAAGCAUCAGUACCACCACGACGAGCACUGGUUUGUUAGAGAUGAGCAGCCAAGGAUUGAUAAAAUCAUAUCUGGUGACAUUCCAGGCCACUACUUCUUGCUCAUUGGCGAGAAAGGCACAGGAAAAACCUCAAUGUUGCUUGAAGCCAUGCGCAAGAUCAAUGGUGAUGGAUGCGCGCUGUUCGAGGCUCACGGCGACCAGGAGAUUUUCCGAAUCCGACUAGGGAAAGCGCUGGAUUUUGAGUUUCAUGAAGAUUAUAUUGGUAGCCUGUUCAGUAUCAAAGGCCCCAGGGAUACUACGGCUCUCUUGGAUAUAGAGCGUGCAUUCAACAAACUGGAAAAAGUCGCGAUGAAGAGGAGGCACAAGGGCAAGGCACCGCUUGUUUUGAUUAUAAACAGCACUCACUUGGUGAGAGAUGACUCUGAAGGCCAAGACCUUCUCGAGAUGAUCCAACAGCGCGCGGAGCAAUGGGCAGCCAGUAAUCUCGUAACGACAGUGUUUAACAGUGAUGACUACUGGGUUUAUGAGAGACUGAAGCGCUAUGCAACAAGAAUGGAGACCAUCCCAAUUGCCGACCUCCCCAAGGGGCAGGCAAUAGCUGCUUUGAAGAAAUACCGCAAGGACUAUCUCGGUGAGCAGUUGUCGGACGAGAUUCUCGAGGAAGUAUAUAACAAGGUUGGGGGCCGACUAUCCUACCUCAGUCGGGUCGCAAAGUCGCCAGAUGUGAUGAAGCUGUGCAACAGUAUAUGCGAAGCUGAAAAGACCUGGUUCCUAAACAAAUGCUGGAUCCUGGGUGAAGAGAUGGAUGACGACGUCAUGGACCAGCAGAAGUAUUCUUCGGCAGCCAUGGUGAUGGCCAGAGCUUUGGUGGAGAAAGAAAAGACGAUGGAGAAAAUUUAUGACCCUGAACGUGGCCAUAUACUUCCCGAGAUAUCCCUUCACGAAGCACGUCAGAUUAUGACGCGCGCCGACUUUAUUCAGAGUUAUGAUCACGAGAAUCUAUUUACCAUUGACUCUAGGGCUAUGGUCCGAGCCGACUCUGUGCCCAUGCAAAAUGCCUUUCGCCAGAUUUGCUCUCAGCCCGGAUUUGACGAGCAUCUGGAAAGCACACUGGAUCGUAUCAGUGCUAUUGAGAGCUUGGGCCGCACACGAGAGCUUACGAUCAAGGAUCUCUGGGAUAAAGGAAAGUAUCAGGUCGCGAUGAGGGACACUAGGGGACGCGAGCAGGGAACCAUUGAAUUCUUCACCAAACCGACGGAGAAAGAGGAUGAUGAUUGA
This is a messenger RNA of Aspergillus calidoustus, 1578 nucleotides long. The record is from the annotation of a GenBank genome assembly. Lineage: Eukaryota; Fungi; Ascomycota; Eurotiomycetes; Eurotiales; Aspergillaceae.